Molecule: messenger RNA, 444 nt
Organism: Cylicostephanus goldi
Lineage: Eukaryota; Metazoa; Nematoda; Chromadorea; Rhabditida; Strongylidae
Source: the annotation of a GenBank genome assembly
AUGAAUACGGCCACAGAAGAAGUGCUGCAGCUCAAUCCGGGGAGGAAGCUAAUCAUCAACGCUAGGAGUCCUACUAUGCCGAAAGCCAGUGGUGAAGAACGGCAUGGCCAUGACUCCCUGAAGAAAGUCCUGUCAGUCGUGGACGACCAAAUGCGGUUUCAGCAGGAGGAGCCAGCAUGCGCACCGUUUCGCGAGUACGCCAACACCAUCAAGCGGUUGGACGAAGAUGCACGACUUGAGGGGCUCGACUAUACGGCGAUGAAGACACUGCAGUUUGUAGCAGGUCUUCAAGAUUCCUCACUGAGGCAAGUUCGCCUUUGGAUGAUUCGUCGACUGGACGCUCGCAAGGACGAAACAACAUUGACGACCGAAGACCUAGUCAGUGACUGCGAAAAAUUUCACUGCCCUGAAAAUGGACAAUACAGACAUGGAUGGCACACGUGA